CUUCUCAUGGCGGCGGCAACAAAGAUGGACAAGGACGGGUUUCAGAACUACAGCGAUGAUGAAGAAGAAAACUUCUCAGACGAUGGAGACUGGGGAGACUGGGAAGCAGAUGAUAAUGGCGUAGGAGUUGGAGGAGGAGAGGAAGAUGAUUAUGAAUCUGAUUAUCUAUGUUUGUUUUGUGAUUCUCACUACGUUUCCUGUGAUUUACUCUUCGAACACUGUCGUCUGAGCCACGGGUUUGAUUUUCAUGGGAUUAGAAAGGAGUUGAAGCUGGAUUUCUACGCUUCUUUUAAGCUCAUCAACUAUAUUCGGUCACAGGUGGCUGAGAACAAAUCCUGGAGUUGGGGGAUUGUACUCGAAGCUGUUGAUUUCAAAGAUGUUAAGUUUCCUUGGGAUGAAGAGAAAUAUCUCAAGCCUUUUUGGCAGGAGGAUUCUCUUUUGUACAGCUUUGCGGAUGAUGAGGAAGACGAAGAAGAGCCGUUAGACAGAGAGGGAUUGAUGGAGGAUUUGCAGAAACUCGGGGAUUUAACCAUCGAUGUUGAGGCUAUAGGGGAAAGCUCGGCGUCAAAAAAUGGCAAAUGUAAUUUAAAUGGAAGCAAUGAUGUUACUCAGCUCUCGAACUGCAAUGGCCUGAAGGAAAGUUCUGCGGAUGAUUUGACAGUCAAUGGGAAAGAUGCAGAAACAGAUGUUGGUAAACCAAGAGUUUGUGAUGGUAAGCUAGUUGGUAGGAACAUCAGAAAGGUGAAUGAAAACUAUUUUGGAUCUUAUAGUUCAUUCGGCAUUCACAAGGAGAUGCUAAGUGAUAAGGUAAGAACAGAAGCGUACCGGGAUGCAAUAUUGAAGAAUCCUACUCUCUUGCGUGGCUCUGUUGUAAUGGAUGUUGGUUGUGGUACUGGGAUAUUGAGUCUCUUUGCUGCUCAAGCUGGGGCUUCAAGGGUAGUUGCAGUUGAAGCUAGUGAGAAGAUGGCCAAAGUUGCAACUAAGAUUGCCAAGGAUAACAAAGUAUUUCAUGAUAACGAGCAUAAUGGGGUACUUGAAGUUGCACACUCGAUGGUUGAAGAGCUAGAUAAGUCGAUACAGAUUCAACCUCAUAGUGUGGAUGUGUUAGUCAGCGAAUGGAUGGGAUACUGCCUUCUGUAUGAGUCAAUGCUCAGCUCUGUGCUCUAUGCAAGAGAUCGGUGGCUGAAACCUGGAGGUGCAAUCCUCCCCGACACUGCCACAAUGUAUGUUGCGGGAUUUGGAAAAGGCGCCACAAAUCUUCCUUUCUGGGAAGAUGUCUAUGGCUUUGACAUGUCCUCAAUUGGCAAGGAAAUUCUUGAAGAUACUGCUCGAAUUCCCGUUGUUGAUGUUGUAGAGGAGCGUGAUUUAGUGACACAGCCUGCCCUUCUCCAGGCAUUUGACCUGGCUACCAUGAAAGCGGAUGAAGUAGAUUUCACAGCAACAGCAACGCUGGAGCCCAAUGAGUCAGAAGCCAAAACUAGUUUGUGCCACGGUGUUGUGUUGUGGUUCGACACAGGAUUCACCGAUAGGUUCUGCAAGGAAAACCCAACGAUACUAUCCACAUCACCCUACACUCCCCCAACGCAUUGGGCACAGACGGUCUUGACUUUUCAAGAACCAAUCUCAGUGGCACCGCCUACGCAUCUGUGUGGUGAUGACAGAAGCGGAGCCAUUGGAACCAAAGAUUGCCCCGCCUCAAGCAUUCAUCUGCGUGUGAGUGUUGCACGAGCUUCUGAGCAUCGCAGCAUAGACAUCUCUUUAGAGGCGACAGGGGUGAGCUCAAAGGGUCAGAAGCGUCGUUGGCCGGUUCAGAUAUUUAACCUAUGAAUGUGACUUUGUACCCAAUUGUAAGACUCUUGUUUCUUCCAUUUUUGAAUCAUACAACAUGGAUGAGGAGGAUGAAAGAUCUUUUUU
This is a messenger RNA of Eutrema salsugineum, 1914 nucleotides long. Its product is annotated as probable protein arginine N-methyltransferase 3. The transcript has 7 exons. The coding region runs from base 7 to 1827 and encodes 606 amino acids. Gene Ontology annotation, biological process: peptidyl-arginine methylation. Gene Ontology annotation, molecular function: protein-arginine N-methyltransferase activity. The record is from RefSeq and is a predicted model, not a curated record. Lineage: Eukaryota; Viridiplantae; Streptophyta; Magnoliopsida; Brassicales; Brassicaceae.